AUGGAACAGGGAUUGGCCAGUGGAUCUAGUGAUUUUCCUCUCCCACAUGACAAUUAUCCAUAUUGGUUAACCCAUAAAGGUGAAGGACAUUCAGUAAUUUUCAAUGUGCCUCAAGAUAGUGAUUGUCACCUCAAGGGAAUGGCUUUAUGUGUUGUUUAUUCUUCAACUCCUGAAAAUAUGGAAAUUGAAUAUCUUAGUGUCUUGAUUGCUAAUCAUACAAAGUGCACUAUCCAGAUAUACAAGCGAGAGACACCAAUUUCCUUUAAUGAUGAAGAGUGGCUGGACAUAUUGUCGAAUCUAGAACCUGGUGACUUAGUGGAGAUUUUGGUAGUUUUUGAGCUUGGAUUGACCAUAAAGAAGACUGCAGUCUAUCUAUUAUAUGGUGAUUCAACUAGCGUGAAAAUGGAGCCUACAGCAAAGCCAAAGAAAAGUCUCCUUAAAACAUUUGUAAAGAAAGUGACAAAGUUGGCCAUCUUUGAUUAG
Abrus precatorius (Indian licorice) is the source of this 483-nucleotide messenger RNA. RefSeq lists its product as uncharacterized. Lineage: Eukaryota; Viridiplantae; Streptophyta; Magnoliopsida; Fabales; Fabaceae. The record is from RefSeq and is a predicted model, not a curated record. Bases 1 to 483 code for a protein of 160 amino acids. The transcript has a single exon.